This is a messenger RNA of Clonostachys byssicola, 1137 nucleotides long. The record is from the annotation of a GenBank genome assembly. NCBI's taxonomy places the organism in Eukaryota, Fungi, Ascomycota, Sordariomycetes, Hypocreales, Bionectriaceae.
AUGAAAAUUAGGGCUUCACGCAUUUCGGCGUCCAUCGCCAACGCCAUCUACCAGGACCAAGAGCCCCCAGAUAGUCACAAGCGCCACGGCCGCCUCCUGCGCGCCAUCAUCGCCUUCUUCUCCCUCUUCCGCCUGUGGCUCGUCCGCUACCGCCCCGCCGACUUCCUCGCCCUCCGCCGCACCGCCUGGCAGCUUGAUGAAGAUGAGUACCUCGACUCCUUCCGCAACGCCUACUCCUCCUCGUCCCGCGCGGCCGAGCUCAUCCCGGUAGGCGACCUGGGCUACAGCGGCUCGACCUUUUUCACCACCCCGGACGCCAAGUUCCUCAUCAAGUCCCUCCCGCGCCGCUUCGAGCACACCUUCUUCACCCACGACCUCUGCGGGCCCUACCUCUCCCACAACACCGCCCACCCGGACUCCCUCCUCGUCCGUAUCACGGACAUGGUCUACGCCUCCCGCCCUAGCCUAGGCAGCCUGCUCGGCACCGCGCCAACCCACCACAUCGUCAUGGAGAACCUCCUCUACGGCAAACCCUCCGCCUCCUCCACCUCCUCCCUCGAGGACACGUCCCCCCACCGCCGCUGGGAAUCCUUCGACCUCAAGCCCGCAGACUACUUCUUCCCGGAGCGCGACCUCGCCAACGGCCGCCUCGCCCCCUCCCGCGUAAAGGACAACCUCGUCGACAUCGUCCCCCACAAGAUCCGCGUUCCCCCCGCGGCGAAGCGCUCCCUCAUGGACCUCCUCUCCCGCGACACCCGCCUCCUCGCCUCCCACUCCGCAGUCGACUACUCCCUCUUCCUCGUCCGCCACCCAUCCUCCCUCCCGUCCUCGCCGCCCAGCCGCGCGGCGCCCACGGGCUCCUUCCCCAGCCCCUGGCGCGAGGGCGUCGACGACGUCAAGGGCGAGUGGCGCUACCGCGCCGUCGUCCUCGACUUCUUCUGGUGCAAGCGCAAGCUGCGCGCCAGGGCCAUGACGGGGCUCGUCGAGGCCUUCAACGUCGUGGCGGGGAGGGGCCCCAUGAGCAUCACCGCCGAGCCAGAGGAGUACCGCCAGAGGUUCCUGAGGAUGGUGGACAGCAUCUUUGUAGCGUUUGAGGCGGAGGAUCUCCUGACUGGGAGUGAGUCGUCUGACGGAUGA